CAAAAAAUAGCGAACCGCGAACAACAAAUGCUCGUCAUUGAUCUUGAGGACAUAGCGAGGCACGAGAAAAAUGUCGCAGAACUUGUCUCGCGUAUCCAGAGCAAUACGCGUCGAUAUGUCAAACUAUUCAACGAAGUUGUGGACAAUAUCAUGCCAAUUCCGACCAAGGAUAUCAGUGAUCAAGAUGAAGUCAUUGACAUUAUCAUGCAUCAGCGCCGAGAACGAAACGAACAGAUAGAGGGCCUGCAGGACGGUUUUCCGGUACACCUUCUGAGAAGAUACAACCUAUACUUCCAACCUCUGCUAUCCGAUGUGGCAAUGGCCGUUCGAAAUGUCAAAGGAUCUCACCUGGGCAAACUCAUCACUGUUCGUGGCAUAGUCACGCGUGUUUCAGAAGUCAAACCACUCCUGCUGGUCAACGCCUAUACAUGUGACCACUGUGGAUCAGAGACCUUCCAGGAGAUCUCGAACAAGCAAUUCACUCCCAUAGUUGACUGUCAAAACGAAAACGAAUGCAUGAAGAACGGUAUCAAAGGCUCUCUGCAUAUGCAGACGCGCGCUUGUCGUUUCAGCCCCUUCCAGGAAGUCAAGGUUCAGGAGAUGGCAGACCAAGUACCUGUCGGCCACAUACCUAGAUCCAUGACCAUUCACGUUGGCGGGAACCUUACACGCCUCAUGCACCCGGGUGACAUUGUACACCUUGGCGGAAUCUUCCUUCCUAUCCCAUACACCGGCUUCCAGGCUGUACGCGCCGGCCUUCUCACAGAUACUUACCUUGAAGCGCACUAUAUUCAUCAACUGAAGAAACAAUACAGUGAUAUGGAGAUCACACCGGAGAUUGAGCGCCAGCUCAAUGAACUCAAGGUCGAUCCAACUCUGUACACCAAACUGGCGUACAGUAUCGCUCCCGAGAUUUACGGACACCUUGACGUGAAGAAGGCACUUCUAUUACUGCUUGUCGGCGGCGUCACAAAAACGGUAGCAGAUGGCAUGAAGAUUCGAGGCGACAUCAAUAUCUGCUUAAUGGGCGACCCUGGUGUGGCCAAAUCCCAACUACUGAAAUAUAUAUCGAAAGUGGCACCGCGUGGUGUGUACACUACCGGCAAAGGAUCCUCUGGCGUCGGCUUGACCGCAGCCGUUAUGCGCGAUCCUGUGACGGACGAGAUGGUUCUUGAGGGUGGUGCUCUUGUCCUCGCAGACAAUGGGAUCUGCUGCAUCGAUGAGUUCGACAAGAUGGAGGAAGCCGAUCGAACUGCCAUCCACGAAGUCAUGGAACAACAGACCAUUUCUAUAUCGAAAGCCGGAAUAUCCACAACUCUCAAUGCACGAACCUCUGUCCUCGCCGCAGCAAACCCUCUAUAUGGCCGUUACAACCCGAAGGUGUCACCUGUCGAGAACAUCAACUUGCCGGCCGCUUUGCUCUCCCGAUUUGACCUACUAUUUUUGAUUCUCGACAAACCGAAUUGGGCGGACGAUGAGCGGCUGGCUCAGCAUGUUACUUAUGUGCACAUGCACAAUACACAUCCAGAGCUUGAAUUCGAUCCUGUUGACCCGGUCUUGAUGCGACACUACAUUGCCAUGGCUCGAUCAAAACGACCAACAGUCCCGCGCGAAGUCUCCAAUUACGUUGUGGAUUCGUAUGUCACCCUUCGAAAGCAAUCCAAGGAAGAGGAACAGAAGGAGAAAUCUCACACCUACACAUCCGCCCGCACCCUCCUCGGCGUUCUCCGCCUCGCACAGGCUCUCGCGCGACUACGAUUUGCAGACAUGGUCGACCAAUCAGACGUGGACGAAGCGUUGCGGCUGAUGGAGGUCAGCAAAGAGAGUCUGAUGGACGAGGACGAUGAGGGCGACCACGACCCUGACCGGACGGCCAUCAGCAAGAUCUUCCGUAUCAUCAAAGAUAUGGGGAGGAAGGCACCAAAACAGAAGGGCCCACGACGAUCCAGGCGACGCAUGGGUAAAGGACCCGGUGGGGAACGUGCUAUGGAUGUCGAUGACGACGACGAUGACGACGACGAUUCAGACAACGAAGGGCUGACUGAUUUGUCGAUGGUUGAGAUCCGUUCUCGCGUGUUGAGUGCGUCCUUCACUGAGGAUCAGCUAAUGGAGACCAUCGUUCGAUACGAGGAGAUUAACAUCUGGAUGCGAGUGGCAAACGGGUCCAAGAUCCGCUUCAUCGAGUGAUUCUGUCCUACCAUGUCCUUGUUUUUGUGUAUUUAUAGUACUCUUCUACUGUGGUCGCUGUCAAGCAUGCUAUUAUAUAUGGUGUAGCCAAUAAUAUUAUUGAGGGUUCUCCCAUUCAAUGUAGAUCCACACGGCCAUUCGAACAACAAAGCGAAGGCAAAAAAUACGACUUCUCCACGUAGAUACGACGUCCACCUAUCGCGUCUGGGAAGCAUGCUCCCAACUACCGUCUGCACUCUCACUUCUGCUCCCACUUCCACUAGGGCUAGCCCUAUGCUCUCGCAGCUCUUCAGGCUCAUCUCUGUAUUGAGCGUGGUGCGGCGAUGAUGCGGUGUGAGGCUCUUCGUCAUCCAAGAAGCCAGAAUGGAAGCCCAGUCCACCUGGUGAUCUAUCCUGGGGCCUCCCACCACGAAGUCCAGUCUCUUCAUCCGCAUCUUCGUCGUCGGACGGCUCACCGAACGCAUCGUACAAUUCCUUCGUGCGUGGUGCGCCGUGCGGCAGUGAACGCAUUGCGACAUCGUCGCCGGCGGGCAAGGAUGCAUAGGCCGCACGACGCCGCCUCACUGCGCGACGCCAGAAGAAUAUGCCUGUGGCUAUGCCGAAAAUCGCAACGGCCCCAAUUGCAGCGAAAAACCAUUUCUGGUCCGAGACGAGGUUGGACAUAUCGGAGAACCAGCCCUCAUCAGGGGUUGGGGUCAUGGAGGCAUUGGGAUCGGCAGGCUUA
Molecule: messenger RNA, 2911 nt
Organism: Heterobasidion irregulare TC 32-1
Lineage: Eukaryota; Fungi; Basidiomycota; Agaricomycetes; Russulales; Bondarzewiaceae
Exons: 7
Coding region: 28-2187 (719 amino acids)
Biological process (GO): DNA replication initiation; DNA replication; DNA strand elongation involved in DNA replication
Cellular component (GO): MCM complex; nucleus
Molecular function (GO): ATP binding; ATP hydrolysis activity; single-stranded DNA helicase activity
Source: RefSeq, a predicted model, not a curated record